AUGAAGACAAUGAAAGUUGAAAAAGAUCUUAAAUCCAAAGAGGCAGAGGUAAUGCAGUUAAAGAAACAAGUCAAUGAAUUAGCAAAGGAAAAUCAAUGCCAGCAAACAAGAAUCAAUGAAUUGGAAACUGCUUGUAAACCCUUAGAAAAUGAACAGAUCCAUUGUGAUGAAAUGGCGACUAGAAAUAUAGAGCACUUGCAAAACAUUCUUAAAGACGGAAAAAAGACAGCUGCUGAUGAGUACAAAAAGCUAUCACCAAAACAGGACUCUUUACAAGAAAGGGUACAGGAAAAUGAUUUAAAGUUUAAAUCUUUGCAACAUUCAAUGGAAGAGCUACAAAAAGAAAAUGCGACAGUAUUAGCUAAAUUAAAUGAAGUUAGAAAGGAGAAUGAGAAAUUGUCAAAAGAACUCCAUUGUUAUAAAAAAGCAGACCAAGGAAACAUUGAAACGGAUAUGAAAAUAAAAGAAUGCGAACGUGAUUUGGAUAGAAAGAAAAGCAAGCUCGUUUAUAUAGUAAAGGUUGAUCUACCAACGGGGUAUUGA
Ruditapes philippinarum (Manila clam) is the source of this 543-nucleotide messenger RNA. Its product is annotated as putative leucine-rich repeat-containing protein DDB_G0290503. NCBI's taxonomy places the organism in Eukaryota, Metazoa, Mollusca, Bivalvia, Venerida, Veneridae. The record is from RefSeq and is a predicted model, not a curated record. Bases 1 to 543 code for a protein of 180 amino acids. The transcript is spliced from 2 exons.